AUGUGUAUUAUGAUAGCGAACGUAGGAACGUUGUGUAAAUCGGGCUUGUUGGCUGCUAGCGGUGUCGUGAAGAGAUCGGUUUCUGAAGGUAUUGAUAACCCAAGUAUGGCUGCAACAGUAUCAAUUCAAACUGUAUAA
This is a messenger RNA of Sclerotinia sclerotiorum 1980 UF-70, 138 nucleotides long. RefSeq lists its product with no specific name. The coding region runs from base 1 to 138 and encodes 45 amino acids. The record is from RefSeq and is a predicted model, not a curated record. NCBI's taxonomy places the organism in Eukaryota, Fungi, Ascomycota, Leotiomycetes, Helotiales, Sclerotiniaceae. The transcript has a single exon.